AUGGCCGACCAGAGCACAGUGCAGGACAACCUCCCGCCUCCGCCGCCGUACGUGGCCGAGUCGCAGCAGCACGGAGACGACGCCUCGACGGCCCCGCCCCCGGCGUACGACCACGUCGAGACGCCGGCCGAUCCCGUACACGGCGACGAGAAGCGUCGACAGCACGAGGCCAUCGCCGCUCCGAGAUCCCACGGACCGGCUUUAUCUGCAUCCUCAUCAUCGCCGCCACCGCCACCGCCACCCGCAGAAGCCUCCUCUUCCUCCUCGUCGCGCGGUGGCAGCAGCAGCAGCAACCCGUUCAACCUGAUCAGAAGCGCCAAGGAGGCGUACGAGGCGCGGCAGGCCAACAAGAAGGUCGACUACUACGAGAAGAUGUACGGGUUCGUGCCCAAGAACGUCAUGACCGAGGCCGAGUGGAAGCGGGCGCGCAAGGAGGCGCCGCGGGAGAGGAAGCCGUUUGAGUCGUAUGUGAAGAAGCAGUACUUUGGAUCGUGGGACUGA
Messenger RNA from Thyridium curvatum, 501 nucleotides. RefSeq lists its product as uncharacterized. NCBI's taxonomy places the organism in Eukaryota, Fungi, Ascomycota, Sordariomycetes, Thyridiales, Thyridiaceae. The coding region runs from base 1 to 501 and encodes 166 amino acids. The record is from RefSeq and is a predicted model, not a curated record. The transcript has a single exon.